AACCUUCCGCCAUGGCGUUGCGCCCACGUGCGUCCUCCCAACCCGGGAAACUCUCCUUCCUGCAGACUUCCAAAGCCACCUCGUCUCUUCGCCCGAGGGCCGUCUCCUCGCGCUCGGGCUCCGUGCUGGAAGACGAGCUGUCGUGCCCCGUCUGCUGCGAGAUCUUCCGGGAGCCCGUGGUGCUGAAGUGCAGCCACAGCUUCUGCAGGGCGUGCCUGCAGCAGUUCUGGAACAAGAAGAAGGCCCAACGCGAGUGCCCCAUCUGCCGCCGGAAGUGCUCCCUGACCGAGCCCACCGUCAGCCUGGCGCUGAAGAACGUGGCGGACACCUUCCUGAGGGAGCAGCAGAGGCAGGAGGGCGGCCUCGCCCUCGGCGCGACGGAGGCCAAGGUGGAGGAGGUGAGGUGCGGCGUCCACGGCGAGGUCCUCAAGCUCUUCUGUCUGGAUGAUCUGCAAGUUCUGUGCUGCGUCUGUCACACCUCCAAGAAGCACCAGGGCCAUGGAGUGUGUCCUUUGGAAGAAGGAGCACACGACCUCAAGGAGGAGCUGAAGAAAGAACUGAUUCCCGUGAAGAAGAAUCUGCGUCGCCUGUAUGAGGCCAAGCAGGAGUGUGAUGACACAACUGUGCACAUCAAGAACCAGGCUCAGGCCUCCGAGAAGCGGCUCAGGGAGGAGUUUGAGCAGCUGCGGGACUUCCUGCACAAGGAGGAAGCGGCUCGGCUGGCCGCCCUGCAGCAGGAGGAGGAGGAGAAGCGGGAGCUGGUGAGGAAGAAGUCAGAGAGCAUCACCAGAGACAUCUUGACCUUCUCGCACGCCGUCAUCGCCGUGGAGAACGAGAUCGCAUCCGGCGACGCCCUCUUCCUGCAGAAUUACCCAAACACCAAGAAGAGGGCACAGCUGCCGCAGAAGGACCCGGAGAAGGUGUCCGGCGCUCUUAUUGACGUGGCCAAGCAUGUCAGCUCCCUCAAGUACCAUGUUUGGGAGAAGAUGGUGGAAAUGGUUCAGUACACGCCCAUCACCCUGGACCCCAACACCGCGUACUCCUGGUUGUCCAUCUCCAAGGACCUGACCAGCGUGGCCAACAGCGGCUCUCUGCAGCAGCUCCCGGCCAACCCCGAACGCUUCGGCCACUUCGUCUUCGCCCUGGGCUCGGAGGGCUUCUCCUCGGGCCGCCAUGCCUGGGAGGUGGAGGUGGGCGACAAGGUGGACUGGAUGCUGGGCGUGGUCAGAGGGUCCGUGGACAGAAAAGGCCGCAUCUCCGGCUGCCCCGAGGGCGGCUUCUGGAUGAUAUCGCACUACGAGGGAGAAUACUCGGCCAUGACCAGACCCAGCACUCGCUUGCAGCUGGAGGGGGAGCUGACCAGAGUCCGGGUCCAGCUGGACUACGACGCCGGUGAGGUGACCUUCUCCAACCCUAUCAGCAUGAUGCCCAUCUACACCUUUAAGGACUUCUUUACCGACAUCAUGUACCCCUUCUUCUGCCCUGGAGCAAACAUCAACGGGAAUAACCCCGACCCCCUCAAGAUCUGCCCUGCUACAGUGGCCGUGUGGAACAGCGCCACCUGGUGACAUGUAAGCAACACCAAUCAAUCUCACGCUGCUUUUGGCAUCAAUUUCCCCCUAAGAAACAUUUUGAAAACAUGUACAUCUGUGACUACACACGUAGCUUACCACCAUCAACAUGUGGAUGUGUGCAUUGCUCACCAUGUCAAUCUAAUCCAAUAUUGAUUAUUACUUCUGUUUAGACAAGAAGGACAUAAAAAAUGAGAACACACCUGAAGUGUUCAAUGGAUCUCAACUGGACUGUUUAGUUGGUUUUAGGAGACGUUUGGUCUCUCAUCCAAGUAGGUUCAUGCUCAUAGACUUAGAUUGGUCUCAUCUAGUCUUAGACUUAGAUUGGUGACAUCUAGUCUUAGUCUUAGA
Nerophis lumbriciformis (worm pipefish) is the source of this 1922-nucleotide messenger RNA. Its product is annotated as E3 ubiquitin-protein ligase TRIM35. Gene Ontology annotation, molecular function: ubiquitin-protein transferase activity; protein binding; zinc ion binding. Gene Ontology annotation, biological process: protein ubiquitination. Lineage: Eukaryota; Metazoa; Chordata; Actinopteri; Syngnathiformes; Syngnathidae. The record is from RefSeq and is a predicted model, not a curated record.